Messenger RNA from Perkinsus marinus ATCC 50983, 366 nucleotides. RefSeq lists its product as hypothetical. The transcript has 4 exons. The coding region runs from base 1 to 366 and encodes 121 amino acids. NCBI's taxonomy places the organism in Eukaryota, Perkinsozoa, Perkinsida, Perkinsidae. The record is from RefSeq and is a predicted model, not a curated record.
AUGUCAACUCUCAGGGACGUGAAAGAUGCAUCUGUUGAGCUCAUGACUUGCAAUGAAAUCGCUGAGGUGGUGGCGAUGUAUGAUAUGGCUGGGUCGAGACGCAACAAUGCCCCCGAAUGUGGGAAGGAGCGUAUAGUGUUCCGGGCUAGGCCCAACUCUACCGGCGCUGGGCUCGAUGAUGGUGAUAAUGAGCAGCAGAAGGAAUACAAAUCGAUCAUGGCGUGGUCCAAUAAGUAUGCUGUCAUCUCGGCCACAGAGGAGUCGGACUUCGACGAACCAUUGGAAGCCCUGACUCACUACAGUGCCAGCAUUGCCCUCACUGGCUCUACGGAGUCCCUCGCCACUGACGCUGACACCGCCCAGUGA